Molecule: messenger RNA, 2622 nt
Organism: Ixodes scapularis (black-legged tick)
Lineage: Eukaryota; Metazoa; Arthropoda; Arachnida; Ixodida; Ixodidae
Product: endothelin-converting enzyme 1-like
Exons: 3
Coding region: 1-2622 (873 amino acids)
Biological process (GO): protein processing
Cellular component (GO): plasma membrane
Molecular function (GO): metalloendopeptidase activity
Source: RefSeq, a predicted model, not a curated record
AUGCAUAAUAAUAGCGACCUUGCCCCCGAAAAAGGCGUCGUGGCAGAGAAAAUGUUUAAUCUGGAAAAAAGCCGAACUCAACCCGGUGAGGCGACAGGGAGGCGUGUAGAAAAAGAAGAAAACGUCCCACCGCGAGAAGGUAUAAUAGAGUAUUCAAGUUUUUUACUACGCAAGAGUGUUGCAGCAGGCAAAGGAGAGCUCCAUACCCGCCAAGGGGUGGUAGCACAUAAGGCAAUUGUCGAAGACGAAGUAGUAGGCGAAGAACGUGUUGCAGAGGAAGGCAUAAUAGUGGAUAAGGAUAGGGUUACCGAUGAUGUAGUAAACCUUGAACAUAAAAAAACGGAGAGAGCAAUGGAGCAAUGCCUCAAGGUUGAAGAUCUAGACAACAUAUCUUUUUACGCGGUCAAAAAUUUCCUAACGGUCGAGGAUCUCCUUAAUGAAAUGUACGAGUCCGAAUUGAAUUUAUACCCGGAGAGUAAACUUGUGAUUAUAAUAGCACUGACGUGCUUCAUUUGGAUAUGCGCAGUAAUUUUGUUGUCAAGUCAUGAUCAGGGCGACGAGAAGCCGUCGUCUUUUCCUGCAUGGAUCACGUCAGGGACGUCUCACAGUGCGACUUCUCCAACUCACACCAAAUUCUCACCUAAUUUGUAUAUUUGCUCUACGGAGUACUGCCAGAAGGAAGGCAUGUACCUUAAAUCUUUAUUCAGCAAAGACGUGUCGCCAUGUGACAACUUCUACCAAUACGUCUGCCACUCCUGGAACAACGAUUUUCGCGUUUUACCUGAGGGUAGCGGCAUCGCUGUAUCGCGAGACACCCUCUUGCAGCAAGAAAUAGCACACAAAGUAUUGGAGAAUUUACUGAACAGUCACAAUUAUGACCUGCUACAAGCUAGGCAGCUGUACGAGGUAUGUACACAUCGCCCUAAGGACAGCUCAGUCGUAGCACUUCGAGAAAUAUUCAAGUCUUGGCCCCAGAAGACAUGGCCCAUAACGAACUCUCCGAGCGCAUUAGACAUGUCGCAUGUGUGGCUUACAGCUGGUAUUCUUAUGCGGGAAUUCGGAAUCGAGGCAUUUGUCGGCGUAGCUGUUGGACUCCACGGGGAUUCAAACAAACCGACCGUUGAACUGGAUCUCCCAAAAAGCUUAUAUUUCAAGGGCGACAACAUGUACCCAAAUAUUGCCCUCGUGUUUAGGGCGGCUAUUCGCGAGACAGCGGUUGAGUUUGGGGGCGUUGACUUCGUUGACCAGCUAACGCCAGAAAUCAUGUCCGUCUUUAUGGGACUCGCACAGCGGUAUCCGACCUCCAUCAACGCUGAGGUCCAAGAAACCACGUUUGACAGCAUCCGCGAAGGAUUGCGCACGUUCCUUUCAACAGUCUUCGGAGGUGACAUUCCAAUGAAAAGGAAUAUCAUCGUAAGAAACCCGCAAUUUAUCCACGUCGAGUUGGACACUCUCCUUAAAAAUAGCAGCGCAACGGCUCUUCUCAACUAUCUGGGAUUUCGGCUCAUCGUCUCCGUCGCUGCUUUUCUUCCGGAGCGUAUGCUAAACCUUCAGAUGUUGCUCAGCAUUGAAGCCACUGGCCGAGUGCUUACUUCGAACACGAGCUGGGUUCUUUGCCUCCUGGCCGUGGAGAGGGUGCUUCCAACGUGCCUGGUCAAAGCGUACGCCAAGGUCAAAAUCGAGAGCGGUGCGGACCUCCGGAGCCGCGUGUGGUUGUCCCAGCUCGAGAGCAGCUUUGGACGCAAUGCUCGUAGGCUCCUCUGGAUGGACCCUCUAACAUACGAGUUUGUCCUCAGCAAGAUGCAGAGUCACCGACUAUAUCGCUUCUUCUCUCCGAUGCUGCUAGCGACAAAUUCCUGCGCAGGUUCGAUCCCGAAGUUUGGUGACAGUGCGCUGGUCAUCUAUCACGAGGCGUGUAAGCGGUUUCAGCAGGCGCUCCUGCAUCGACUGAAUGAUGGGACCAAAUUUCGGCACCCUGGGUUCAGCGCGGCCCAACGCCAAGUGUACGUGCCGCUGGGGCUGGUCAACGACUCCGUUCCGACCAACGGCACGAUGUUUGCCUUCCACCUGUCUCGCGUCGCCGUGCGCCUCUUCGGCAGCCUGGUGCAGCUCGUCAACCAGUACCAGGACGAAGACUUCACCGAUCACUCUCAACGAACGCUGGACGAGCUGCUAGACUGCCUCGCCAGGGAUUGGCGUGCCCUGCCCAGCUCCUUCGACGCGGAGUCCAAGGACGUCGUGUCUGACGUCGACCAAGCCCGCUACGCGAUCCUCACCCAGACGGCGGCGCUGCGCCUUGCCUUUGUUGCUUUCCAGGAGCUGCUCCACGUGGAACGCAUCUGGAGAGUGAGUUUCCGACUGCGUCCGCUGCGGGACAUGAGUUCGCAGCAGCUGUUCUUCCUGUACUACGCGCUGGACAACUGCGAGCACAGUGACGCCCCCUUCAAGGCCCACGAGUACCUGGCGCAGAGGAGACUGCCCGCCGAGCUCCGGGUCAACUUCCCGCUCAGGCACAUGCCCGAGUUCUCGGAGGCCUUCGGGUGCGGACAGGGAAGCGCCUUGCGGCUGCCGCACAACGCCGUCUGCUCCGUCUUCAACCUCUCGGUCCCUUCCCUGCACUGA